Molecule: messenger RNA, 645 nt
Organism: Benincasa hispida (wax gourd)
Lineage: Eukaryota; Viridiplantae; Streptophyta; Magnoliopsida; Cucurbitales; Cucurbitaceae
Product: MLP-like protein 31
Biological process (GO): defense response
Source: RefSeq, a predicted model, not a curated record
CUUAUAUUUCAAACCAAGACAAUGUCUCUCCAUGGAAAAUUGGAAGCUGAUGUAGAAAUUGAGGCUUCAGCUUCAAAAUUUCAUGAAUUGAUCAACAAAAGGCUUCACCAUGUUUCAAAAGCUUCUGGGGACAAAGUACAAAGCUGUGAAUUGUAUGAGGGUGACUGGGGAGAAGUUGGCUCUAUCAUCUAUUGGAACUACUUUCAUGAUGGAAAGGCUAAAGUGGGAAAGGAUGUCAUUGAAGCUGUAGAUUUGGCAAAAAAUAUGAUAAGUUUGAAGGUGAUAGAGGGAGACCUUUUAAAGGAUUACAAAACCUUCAAGUAUACCAUCCAAGCUAUUCCAAAAGGUAGGGGAAGUGUGGUUCAUUGGACAAUGGAAUAUGAGAAACUUCAUGAAAAUAUUCCUGAUUCACAUUCCUUGCUAGAGUUUUGUCUUGGCAUUUCCAAGGACAUUAGUGACCAUCUUUUGAAAGGCAAUUAAAUAUAUGAAGCAUGAACACAACUUGUACUAUUUGCUUUGUAUUAAUAUACCAACUAUAAGGAUAAAAUAAAUGUAUGCAUGCAUGUAGAGUCGGUUUGAGAUGACUUCUCAACUGAAAGUAUUUUAAAGUGCAAAAGAAAGUGUAUUCGUAUACUUGAGAAGUCA